Messenger RNA from Dichomitus squalens LYAD-421 SS1, 1365 nucleotides. RefSeq lists its product as uncharacterized. The transcript is spliced from 13 exons. Bases 1 to 1365 code for a protein of 454 amino acids. NCBI's taxonomy places the organism in Eukaryota, Fungi, Basidiomycota, Agaricomycetes, Polyporales, Polyporaceae. The record is from RefSeq and is a predicted model, not a curated record.
AUGUGCAGCCCUUCGUGCUCGAUGCGGCAGUCGACGGCGCGUUUCGGGCAGUCGAGGGGCUGGAUAUGGUCGCCGCGAGCCAUCGGCGGCGGAUGCUUCGAUUUUUCUUCGCGUGUUGCGUCGAGCGUGGACCCUCCGAGGGCGAGUAUAUUCGCCCUGCUCUCCUCGGCUGCCCCGCCCCGUCUCCUUUCCCUCUCCUCUCGCCCCACCACCCCUUCGUCCGCCCUCCCCGUCUCUGACGUGCCUCGCAACGCGGACACCCUACAGACCGCGCAGUAUUUCAUCUUCGUGACGCAAAUCCACUUCUGUGCGAUGUACGCCAUCAUCGUCUGGGACUGGUUCUUUGGUCUCCAGCGGGAGUACCGCUUCAUCUGGAAGACGAGCUGGACACCUGUAAAAGUGGCCUACCUGUUCUGCCGGUAUUGGGUGUUGGCCGUCGUCCCUUACCUUCUGUAUGCCUUCGCCGUCAACCAUACUGAGGAGACAUGCCAGCGGAUAUUCAAGAUCCCCGUUGCUCUUGCCAUGUGGAACCAGGUCGCUGCAGAGAGCAUCCUCCUGAUCAGAACCUACGCAUUCUUUAAUCGCAACAUCUACGUUCUUGUCCUCCUUGUCUCGGCCCUCUCCGGUGUUGUUGCGUACCAGCUUUACGUCGCAACAUCUCAGAUGGACCUUCUUCCCUUUAUGCCCCCUCAUGCCAUCAUGGGCCCUUGUUUCCCCAUGUCGAAGCCUCAUUCGGCGCACCUCCUCGGAUUCUUCAUCGCGCCGCUGUUGUAUGACACGAUGGUCACGUUCAUGACGAUCGGCAAGGCGAUCACUAUCCGCCGUCGUAACGGUGGGCCGAGCAGUCGACUCAUCCAAACGUUCCUUCGUGAAGGCGUCUUUUAUUACAUUCUCAUCUCCAUCGCCAAUCUCGUCAACGGUAUCUUCUACCUUCAACCUCGUCAAGCCAUUUCGGCCAUCUGCAUACCACUCAGUGUUAUGCUCUCGCCUGUACUUGCCUGCAGGCUCAUUCUUGAUCUCCGUGAGCGGGGUUCGGAGACUGUCAGCCAAUCGGCGGGCACUAUUGCCUUCACCGCUGGCCCUACAUCGUCGAAGUCAAGUCCGGGCUCGCCGUUCUCUGGUUUGGGUUUUGGUUUCGGAAUGCAGGGUCGCUCGGGCUCAAAGGCGAUUGUACGUACCCAGGGCGUCGUGCUGAGCACGAUUGGAAGCAUUCCUGGCGACACGCUGGGCACGACGAGCGGGAUGGAGAUGGACAAUAUACAUUACCAGAAGUCGGACAUUGAGGCGGCCUUGUACACCGGCGGCGUCUCGCUUGGGAGUCCUGUCAGUGGAAUUCGAGUGGAUGUGGAGAAGACGACCAUGUAA